Molecule: messenger RNA, 1404 nt
Organism: Topomyia yanbarensis
Lineage: Eukaryota; Metazoa; Arthropoda; Insecta; Diptera; Culicidae
Exons: 2
Coding region: 1-1404 (467 amino acids)
Source: RefSeq, a predicted model, not a curated record
AUGGCUCCCGUACCUACCGCUUCUCAUGUGUUAGCUAGAAACACUGCUCUGAAAUUGCCACAAAUGAAUAUGCCUAUCUUCAGUGGCAACUACCUUGAAUGGCAAUCCUUUUUCGACUUGUUUGACAGUCUGGUGCACCAAAACCCAGGACUGAAAGAUAGUCAGAAAUUGUACUAUUUAAAAACGAAUUUAUCCGGUGAGGCGGCUUCAUUGAUUUCGCAUCAAAAAAUUACCGAUGCAAAUUACGGACUCGCUCUAGAGAAGCUAAAAUCAAGGUAUGAUAAGCCGCGUGAAAUAGCAAAUCAGCACAUCAAACGAUUUUUAACUCAGCCACCGCUAGCAUCAUCUUCAGCGCACGGCUUACGAUCAUUGCACGAUAUUUCGGAUGAGGUAAUUCGUGCUUUAAAGGCAAUGGAUAGGGAGGAUCGUGACACUUGGCUCCUGUUCAUACUCAGCGAAAAGGUGGAUGUGGACACGAAACAGCUUUGGUGUCAGAAGGCCGCCGAAAUGGAAGAAGAUGACGUCAGCCUACAAUGCUUUCUAAAGUUUAUUGAAUCGAGGAGUUUCGCUUUGGAGUCAGCUCAAUCAGUGAAGUCAAAAGCUAGUGUGCUCUUCAAACAACCUCCCAAGCUUCAAUACAGAGGCGCCACCGCAUUCGUCACCACGAAUCCUCCGCUCUGCAACGUUUGCUCGAAGCAAAAUCAUCAUCUUUACCAUUGUGGUGAAGCUUGUAAAGCAGGUACGUGUAGAAAGUGCAAUUUAUCUCAUCACACCCUGCUGUACCAUCACUCGUCAUCAGUAAUCAUGCAGCCAACCAGAUCAGCAUCAGUCCUGGCCAAGGCAAAUUUAGGACAGUCAGCUCAGUCUUUAAUUUCGGCCCUCGUCUCCCCUACCUGCAUCGAUGCUUCUAAUGUGCUUCUUGCUACCGUUGCAAUUAAUGUACUGGACAGCAAUGGACACCCUCGAGCUUGCCGUGCAGUGCUAGAUUGCGCAUCUCAAGUUAGCUUCAUAAGUGUAACGUUCUGCAAGCAGCUCGGACUCAAAACGCAAGCAGCCGACGUAAGUCUUGAAGGCAUUUCUGCUACACCCGCGCACGCUAACAAGUGUGCAGAAAUAAUCAUCUCAUCCCGCUGUACGGACUAUCGCGCCUCUGUGUCUUGCAUUGUGUUGGAGACCAUCAGCAAAACGCUUCCCUGCAAGCCCACUAAUAUCGACGAUUGGCCCAUACCAGGAUCAGUGCAUCUGGCCGAUCCACUCUUUCAUCACCCGGGAAAGGUAGAAGUGUUGCUGGGCAUUGAAUUGUUUUUCCAGCUACUGGAGCCCGGCAAAAUAAAUCUCAGUAUUGACGACAGUUUACCAACAUUACAAAAUACUAAGCUGGGUAAUCGCAGGCCGCUAUCAUGA